AUGGACGCUAGACAUUCUUCACCAGAGACUCCAGACACCGAGAAAGAUCGCCCGGUGAUCGACCUGGAGGAAAUUGGGGAACGCGAAGGCUAUAUGCUUUACACGUCGCGUACCCAGAAUCAGAACCUAAAAACCACAGAUGAUGGCCAGACCGUGCUCAUCCCGCAGCCCACAAACUUUCCUCAUGAUCCGCUUAAUUGGUCGCCGUUCAGGAAGAAUCUUAUUCUUUUCGUUAUUUCGGCGACUGCGUUUCUGCCGGACUAUGGAAGUGCUACGGGUGCGGUUACGCUUAUCCAGCAGGCUAAACAGUGGAAUAUGACAGAAGACCAUGUCAACCACUCACAGGCUGGUAAUAUCUUUAUGCUGGGUGUCGGUGGUCCCGUCGUUGUCGCUCUGUCUGCAUACUUCGGUCGUCUUCCGGUGCUGUUUUAUUUUGUGCUGUUGGCACUUGCUACCGCAAUCUGGUGUACUGCAGCGCAAUCGUUCGAGUCAUUCAUGGCUGCCCGGAUCCUGAAUGGAUUUUUCUCCACGGUUGCACAAGGCGGUGGCCUCAUGUUCAUCAAAGACAUGUUCUUCCUGCAUGAACAGGCUCGCAAAAUUAACAUCUGGUCCGGGUCAAUCAUCCUCUCGCCCUAUCUGGGCCCAAUGUUCGCAGCCUUCAUAACCAACACCCAAAUCUGGCAGUGGGCCUUCGGUCUAUACAGCAUCGAAACCGGUCUCUGUCUAAUCACCAUCAUUCUCUUCGUCGAGGAAACAUACUACGAUCGCAAAAAUCAUCAACCAGAACUCAUCCCCGACGCCCCACGAUGGAAACGCAUGCUGGGCAUCCAGCAACGGCGGAGCGGGUACAUCAUCAACACCCCAAAAGACGCAAUUAUGCGUCCCAUCACCGUAAUCAUGAAACCGGUAGUACUGCUAUCCACAAUUUACUACAUGCUUACAUUCGCCUGGGUGGUAGGCGUCAACACAACACUCUCCAUCUUUGUAGGCCCAUUAUACGGCUUCGGUCCUAAGCAAAUCGGCUUCUUCUACUUCACCCCAGUCAUAGCCGCCAUCCUCGGCGAACUAACUGGCCACUGGCUCCACGACUACCUCGCAAAACUGUCCACAAAACGCAACAAAGGCCGUCUAGAGCCCGAAGCACGUCUCCUCGCUAUCUGGUUCGCAACUCCCUUCAUCCUAGCCGGGAUAAUCCUACUCGGCUUCGCCCUCGAAGGAGCAUAUCACUACAUGCUCACUGCACUGGGAUGGGGGUUGUACGUCUUCGGCGUCAUGAUCGUUACCGUCGCCAUAAAUGCCUACGUCCUUGAUAGCUACCCGGAGGCUAGUGGGGAGGUUGCCGCGUGGGUUAACUUUGGACGCACGACUGGUGGGUUCAUUGUUAGUUAUUUUAUGGUUGAGUGGGCGAAGAAACAGGGUGCUAGGAGGCAGUUUGGGACUAUGGCGGGGAUUGUGGUUGGGGCGGUUUUGAUUGUGUUGCUGUUGCAGGUUAAGGGGAAGGGCAUGAGGGGAUGGGCUGGACCGGUGAAUUUUAAGACAGGUUGA
Messenger RNA from Aspergillus caelatus, 1545 nucleotides. RefSeq names its product major facilitator superfamily domain-containing protein. Lineage: Eukaryota; Fungi; Ascomycota; Eurotiomycetes; Eurotiales; Aspergillaceae. Gene Ontology annotation, biological process: transmembrane transport. The transcript is spliced from 5 exons. The coding region runs from base 1 to 1545 and encodes 514 amino acids. The record is from RefSeq and is a predicted model, not a curated record. Gene Ontology annotation, molecular function: transmembrane transporter activity.